Molecule: messenger RNA, 2481 nt
Organism: Ceraceosorus guamensis
Lineage: Eukaryota; Fungi; Basidiomycota; Exobasidiomycetes; Ceraceosorales; Ceraceosoraceae
Exons: 3
Coding region: 1-2481 (826 amino acids)
Biological process (GO): adenylate cyclase-activating G protein-coupled receptor signaling pathway
Cellular component (GO): plasma membrane
Molecular function (GO): G protein-coupled receptor activity
Source: RefSeq, a predicted model, not a curated record
AUGAGUCAGCUGGGUGAGAUGGCCACGGAAUGGGCCAUGGAGUCUAUUCGCGCUGUGGCCGCGCAAGAACGAAGAGCAGGGAGGAGGGGCCAGUGGUUGAGCCAGGGACUCGGCACAACAUCGACCUCGGCACGUCCUUUAGCAGCUCACGAGGACGUGCUCAAAGGUGGAGCAAUGAGGCUUGCUCGACGCUGGACAAGUUCGGUGGUCAGACCAGAAAACUUUUCAGCCAUCGAUGGAUCCGGUUUCGUUCAGCCGGAUGCUGAGGCGGGACUAGUGUCACGGGAUGGUACCAUCGUGGAUCUAUGCAUCUGCGUCGUGUCUCUCCUGGGGGCGUUAGCAAUCAUCUUGCCCUAUGUCUUCAGCAAACGAUCACGAAAGUUGAGACAUUCACUGAUUCUCGGCUUGGCUACCAGCGAUCUGAUAAGCAGCCUGGUUCUCAUCGCGUCUGCUGCUUUUCGCCUCGCGGGCGGUGACCUCGCCACGGCUGAUCGGUAUUGCGACUUUACCGGCUACGCCCUCACAUCGUCCAUCUUCACUCAGCAUCUGUGGAAUCUGGCCAUUGCGAUCAUCACGUACAUGAUCCUGGUCUUGCCCUUGCAUGCGUUUACCCUCGCGGUGGAGCGACACAUGGUCUGGCUUUGGCCCAUCGUUUGGGCCAUUGGACUCGUCGUCAAUGGGUUUGCGUUUGGUUUCGUGGGCUACUCCAACGCGGGUGGCUUUUGCAACAUUGCCAGCGGUCGAGGUGGGCGAUACUUCAACGCCAUCUUCACUUUUGUCCCACGUGGCUUCGUCGUCGUCGUCAUUCUCAUCCUCUACACGCAUCUCUUCUUCUUCUUGCGGAGGACGAAUCUUUUCUCUUCCAUGUCACAUCGGCUCUCGUCUCAUGAUCACGGUCAGCAGCGCUCCUUGCGCUCGCUGACGGCGCGACUCUCCCGACGCUCAGGUCAUCAUCCUGGCGAUGCGGAGGAGAAUGCAUUUGGCACGCCCUCCCAACUCGUGGGACGAGAUCACAAAGGCUCCCAUCCUCCGAACGGCAUUCUCCAAAACGGCCUUGAGCAAGGCCCUCGAAGAGGAAGCGCUGCUACAACCACCUCAUCUUCGGCACUUGGAGGUGGAAGCACCGUCAGCGGUCAGCACCGUACACCAGACUCUUACAAGGCUUCCGGCGAAGAAGAUGUGCCAGCAGUGACUUUGCUCGGCAAAAACGACAUUGAGAUGGUCGAAUGCGCCAAUUUCUGCCGCGCUCACGAGGAUGGGAGAGGAGGUACAGAAGUGACUACUACAGUGGAGCGCGAUGGUCAUGCCGGGGAGAGCCCCCUGACGAUCGCAUCACCGCUCACCAAGACUGCUGAGACACGGACGCCUGGAGAGUCAGGAGCUUUUUCCAACACUAGCACCCAACCCGGCGACGUGUCUUGGGCGUCCACUCUCUCCGCACCCGCAAUCGCAAGACCCACACUGCCACACCGGCCAAGCACUGCAGGGUCUACCGGCUCAAAGCGAAGACCACCAGCUCUCGCAUUGCACAAGAGACCGUCCACUGCGGAUGUCACCCAUUCGUCGCGUCGGUUGGGCACCUCUGCUCCAGGCGACUUGGAGUCAGACGAGGAUGCAGACUUUGCCGACGAUACCUGGCAAGACACCUGGUCGCCAGUCGGCAAGAUGAGGCCUAGAAGAGAUGUCGUGGACUUCAACAUGACAAGCGCGCCUCGCGAGCAUCUGAGACAUUUCACUUUUUCGCCUGUUGCAACUAGCCGGCCGCCUACGAGCUCUGGACCCACACCCCUGCCUUCCUUGCCCCACUCCCCGAGUCUUUCUGCCGCCGCCUCGGGCGCAAAGACGGGAGCUGCAGAGGACAACAUCGCUACUGGGCUUGUUGAAGAGGCUACCGACGGCGAGAAAACAGCUGCUCCACAUUACGAGCAAGCGCUUGGAGACGAUUGGACGUGGGGAAUGGCCGUCGGCGGCAAGACGCCAGCUACAGCAACGGGCCAGCAAUCCCGUCACACGAAAGAGACAAGCGCUCGCUCCUCACCGGCGAGAUGGUGGCGUAGAAGUAUUGCGCGGCAAGAUGUCGAGGGCGGACGAACUACGUUUGGUAGCAACAGCAGUAGCACCGUCGACGAGCACCACGUCGAAUCUUUGGGCAGCACACUGAAUCGUCAAGCCAGCGUCUUGAUGUUGCUCUACCCGGCCGCCUACUGUCUCCUCUUCUCCGUCUCCAUCAUCCGCAUCAUCACGGAUCUUGCGGAUCCCGCACCUGGUCAUAGACCUAAAGACCCAAACGGCGCGUUGAGAGCCAUCUCUCGAUGGUUCGUCUUUGCGCAAGGGGCUUUCGACGCAAUCAUCUUCCAAAUCGUUGAGCGCCAAUUUAGAUCGAGGAUGAAGCGCCGUCGACAAAAGGCUGCAGGCGAGGCAGUCGACCCGAGCAUUCUCUCGCGCGUGAGGAAUUUUUUGGUUCCUUCUACGGCUAGAUAA